UUUUCUUUCUUUUCUUUUUUUUUUUUCACUUCAGAUUACUUCACACUGCACCACAUAGCAUCAAACAUGUCCCGUUCCCUCGAAGGAAAAUUCGCCAUCAUCACCGGUGGCUCCCGCGGAAUCGGCGAAGCCAUUGCCCACAACCUCGCCAGCAAAGGCUGCUCUCUCCUUCUAAACUACACCUCAGACAGCUCUCGCACCCGCACCGAAUCCCUCUGCAACACCCUAUCCACCACGCACAAAAUCACCUGCAUCCCAGUGCAAGCCGACCUCUCCGACCCCGACCCCGCCCCCGCCGUCAACACCAUCAUCUCCGCCGCCAAAACCCACUUCACCUCGCCCACCACCAACACCCUCACCAUCGACAUCCUAAUCAACAACGCCGGGGUCAGCAAAGACCGUUUCCUCAACGACCCCUCCUCCGGCCCCAUCGACCCCGCCUACUUCAACUGGCACUACACCAUCAACGUACUCGCACCGCUGCUCCUCACCCAAGCCUGUGCGGAGUACCUCCCGCGCAAGCCCGCGCACAGCGGCCGCAUCAUUAACAUCUCGAGUAUUUCGUCCUCGUUGGGGUUCACGGGCCAGUCGGUGUAUGGGGGCACGAAGGCGGCGUUGGAGGCGAUGACGAGGACGUGGGCCCGGGAGUUGGCCGAUGUGGCGACGGUGAAUGCGGUGAAUCCCGGUGUCGUUUUUUGGAAGCAGAUGCAGGGGUUCCAGGAUAAUACGCCGUUGAGUAAGUUGGUGGAUGGGGAGGAGGCCGUGGAGGAGUUGCUGAGUGAGGAGCAGAAGAGGUUGAUUAGGGAGAAGAUGGGUGGGAGGAGGCCUGCGUUUACGAGGGAAAUUGCGGGCGUGGUGGGGAUGCUUUGUACGGAGGAUGGGGCGUGGUGUAUCGGGAGUGUGGUUUGUGCUAAUGGGGGGUUGAAGUUUACUACUUAAGUCGCUUUUUUGCCUUCCUUUUGGCUUAUCCUUUGGAUAGUAGAGAUGCUUACCAGAGUAGAGGGCGUUGCUUUGCAUUGAUGAACUAGAGUGUAUUACUUUUAUUUCUAGAUUUAGAAUCUG
Messenger RNA from Aspergillus welwitschiae, 1062 nucleotides. RefSeq names its product SDR family NAD(P)-dependent oxidoreductase. NCBI's taxonomy places the organism in Eukaryota, Fungi, Ascomycota, Eurotiomycetes, Eurotiales, Aspergillaceae. Bases 67 to 939 code for a protein of 290 amino acids. The transcript has 3 exons. Gene Ontology annotation, molecular function: oxidoreductase activity, acting on the CH-OH group of donors, NAD or NADP as acceptor. The record is from RefSeq and is a predicted model, not a curated record.